AAUGUCCGAAUACCCAUCGCUGGCAGCACGGUUUAUCUUGACAGAUUGAUUUUGUUCUCGAACUGCAUCAAGUUCACGUUUUGCAUUACGCAAAGUUUAUCUGCCGGUAAAGAGUGCAAAAUAUCUUACAACAGCUCCAAAUGGCAACGCAGUUCCUAAACCGUAUUGGCCAGCUUGGUCUAGGAGUGGCCGUCAUCGGUGGAGUUGUAAACUCGGCGUUAUAUAACGUUGAUGGAGGACAUCGUGCCGUAAUUUUCGAUCGAUUCAGUGGUGUGAAACAACAGGUGACCGGCGAAGGUACACAUUUCUUCGUGCCGUGGGUUCAGCGUCCGAUUAUUUUCGACAUCCGCUCGCAGCCACGCAACGUACCGGUGGUGACAGGUAGUAAGGAUCUGCAGAAUGUAAACAUCACGCUACGUAUCUUGUUCCGACCGGUUCCGGACCAGCUGCCAAAGAUCUACACCAUCCUUGGUCAGGACUACGAUGAGCGUGUGUUGCCUUCGAUUACGACGGAAGUGUUGAAGGCGGUGGUAGCUCAGUUUGAUGCCGGCGAGCUGAUCACACAGCGUGAAAUGGUGUCGCAGAAGGUAUCGGACGAUUUGACGGAACGUGCGGCACAGUUCGGUGUGAUUCUUGAUGACAUUUCCAUCACGCAUCUGACGUUCGGCAAGGAGUUCACGCAAGCCGUCGAAAUGAAGCAGGUUGCUCAGCAGGAAGCUGAGAAGGCUCGAUUCCUGGUCGAGAAGGCGGAACAAAUGAAACAGGCCGCAAUCAUUACUGCCGAGGGUGAUGCACAGGCCGCCCAGAUGUUGGCUCGUUCGCUGAAAGAAUCCGGUGACGGUUUGAUUGAGCUGCGGCGAAUUGAAGCGGCCGAGGAUAUCGCCUAUCAGAUGAGCCGAUCGCGAGGCGUCAACUAUCUGCCAGCUGGUCAACAGACGUUGCUCAGCCUACCACAAUAACCGAGUGCCGGUUAGAAAGGAGCAACGUUGUUCCCGUUAUCUUACCUAAGUGUGUGUGUCAUUACGAAGAGUAUCGUUUAAGUCGUACGCUAUUUUCUAGUUCGGUGAAGGCGUGAGCAACGAACCACCAAUUUGUUGAGCUCUAAAAGUUCCGGCUGCGAUGAACUGUAGGCUUUUUGGAGGAUCGAAUUGUUUCAUUUGGAGGACCUCUGCCACGAUAUGAUCAUCCUGCGCAUAAUGUGCGUCAUACAUCAGUAAAGUGCAUUUGGAACAUCUGUUUAACGAUGGUUUAUGAUAGAGAUAGCAUUAGAAAGUUAUCGGAAAGGACAUCCCAGUGGACAAUCCUUUUCGUUGCACGGAAACAUUGCUGUACAGAGCAUUUAAAGAGAAGAUAAAAUUUAAAAUACAAAGAAAA
This is a messenger RNA of Anopheles funestus (African malaria mosquito), 1374 nucleotides long. It is a transcript of the gene Phb1, whose product is annotated as protein l(2)37Cc. Gene Ontology annotation, biological process: mitochondrion organization. NCBI's taxonomy places the organism in Eukaryota, Metazoa, Arthropoda, Insecta, Diptera, Culicidae. The transcript has 3 exons. The record is from RefSeq and is a predicted model, not a curated record. Bases 141 to 959 code for a protein of 272 amino acids. Gene Ontology annotation, cellular component: mitochondrion; membrane.